ACCCACUGUGUGCCAUUGCCUGUGACGUCACGGCUUUAGCUUUCGGCUGAGCUCACUCCGACAGAUACAGACACACCGAGAGAUAGAGAUAGGAGGGAAGAGAAAGUCGAGCGCAUCGCUCAUCGCACGGAAUGCUGCCGCUCCUCCUGGUUUUGGCGACUUUCGCUAGGAUCCACGGCCACUACACGAGCGGCGAUGUGGUCUACCACCCAAUGCCGCACUUCUGGACGGGCGUGGGCUUCUGUCCCGCCGGCCGGAUCGAUCACGGGGGGAUUAGCUCCGCCCUGGCCGAUCCUGCUCUCCGGAUCAACCUCCGCCAGAUUGCCGCCCUGCCCGUGGGAGCGGUGACCCACAUUCGCAUCCACUGGAUGCUGGAGCUAGUCCAAUUCUGGCAGUAUGACCCCAGCGGAGUUCCUAUUUAUGAUUUCUCCAAGUUCGAUGACUUUAUUGAUUUCCUGCACGAGGAACUGCGCCUGUCUCCGGCUUUAGAGUGGAUGGGCAAUCUGGGCGGGGUUUUCUCGGAAAACCCUCUGCAGCAAUCCUUCUACUGGGAGCAUUUGGUUAAGACUACAGUGAACCACCAGUUGGCACGACAUGGAGCCUCCCGACUGGCCAACUGGCGCUACGAAACAUGGAAUGAACCCGACAUUCGGGGGUACAACAAACUCAAUUUAACGGCUCAGUCGUACCUCGACUACGUUCAAGCGGUGCGUCGUGGUCUAAGUAAAGCUGGGAAUCCUGACACCCACGACGGAAAGCUCCAGCAGUCCAUGUAUCGUUCUUUGCGAGGUCCUGCUGGGCUCUUUAAGGACCCCAACAACCAUCCGCUCUGCUGGAAACUGCUGGAGCAUUGUAGCCAAAGAGUUGUCUAUUGUCCAAUAGAUAUACUCACUUUCCACCGAAAGGGAGUGGACGGCACUGCCACUGAGAUCCUAAAUGGCUCGUUGUCCCUAAUGGCAAAGAUCUACGAGGAGUAUCCCAAUCUUCAGCAGCUGCCGGUGGCCAAUGAUGAGGCCGACCCCGUGGCUGGAUGGGAAACUCCCCGGGAGUUUCAGGCGGAUGUUCGUUAUGGAAUUACCCUGAUGUCCACUGUGAUGCAGUACUGGCAUGCCAAGCUUGCAGCCGGUCCACUGAGAAACUUGGAGUCUAUUAGUCAUGACAACGCUUUCUUGAGCUACCAUCCCCACGCGUUCACACAGCGCACACUAUUGGCCCACUUCCAGAUGAACGAAACCAAUCCUCCCCACUCACAGUUCAUCCAGAAACCCGUAUACGCAGCUCUUGGAAUGCUGGCGAAGUUGGGCAGCCGAGCUGCGGACGUGGAAGUGGUCAACAUGGACACCAAGCACAGCGUCGAAGUGCUUCGUACAGUGUCCGGUGGUGUGGGCGGUCCUGGUCAGUACAUGGCCACCAUAUUUCUGAGUCCCGAGGAGGCGGGCCCAAAGAUGACGGCCUUUCAUCACAAGUACACGCUGAACAUGUCCAUAGCGAAUGAGUCGGCCUUCAUCACGGAGCUCCUGGUGCCACAGGCCACGGAUCCGUACCACGUGUGGCAGCAGGCGGGAAGUCCGGUUUAUCCCAACGCCACUUUAAGGGAAGCCAUGCGAAGAGCGCAGACUCCGAGGCUCUAUAAGACGGGUCCCAUCUGGCAGUACAACAGCGAGCUGGUGAUCAACUCCGCCAGCAUCCCACUGCCAUGGGUGGCGCUGCUCCGGGUGUGUUCCGCAUCGUGGCCCAAGCUGCGCCGGCCGCAGCAACUCUCUAUCGUGGAGGUAACCCACCGGGAGGUCUUUAUCAGCUGGAUGGAGCACCCCAAAUCCACGCAGUGCCUACUCAGCUACGAGGUGUGGUUCAAGGAACGCGACAGCCUGGGCCCUUCUGCCGACUGGCUGCUCAUUUCCCGCGACUGGCACCUGCCGUAUCCGUCGUUUCAGUACGCGCCCGGGGAUAAGGGAUCCGUCAAUGGUUUCUAUAAAGUUCGAGGAGUGGAUGCGUUUAAUGAGACCAGCCCGUUCUCGCAAAUAGUCGAAUAUUUGGAGCUGUAGCUCAACAGUUUAGGAAUCAAAAGAACAU
This is a messenger RNA of Drosophila rhopaloa, 2073 nucleotides long. RefSeq names its product alpha-L-iduronidase. The coding region runs from base 132 to 2045 and encodes 637 amino acids. Gene Ontology annotation, biological process: carbohydrate metabolic process. The transcript is spliced from 5 exons. NCBI's taxonomy places the organism in Eukaryota, Metazoa, Arthropoda, Insecta, Diptera, Drosophilidae. The record is from RefSeq and is a predicted model, not a curated record. Gene Ontology annotation, molecular function: L-iduronidase activity.